Molecule: messenger RNA, 1981 nt
Organism: Solea senegalensis (Senegalese sole)
Lineage: Eukaryota; Metazoa; Chordata; Actinopteri; Pleuronectiformes; Soleidae
Gene: sh3bp2
Product: SH3-domain binding protein 2
Exons: 16
Coding region: 56-1981 (641 amino acids)
Biological process (GO): signal transduction
Molecular function (GO): SH3 domain binding
Source: RefSeq, a predicted model, not a curated record
CAGGAAGUGAAGCGGUGCAGGACUCAGAGAAGCUUCACAGCUGACGCACAGAUCCAUGGGCAGCCAAUCACACACGAGCUGUGAGGAAGCAGGAAGGAAGAAGCAGCAGCCAGUUGACCAAUCAGAAAAGUCUGUCGUGCGGAGCUCCAGGCCGACUGUUAGGAUAUGUUUUCGGGAUCAAAGGGACGUCAUAACCAUGUCGUCUCCUGAGUUGUGCUGGCCGGUGCCGAUGCGAGCCAUCGGGGCUCAGAACCUCCUCACAAUGCCAGGAGGAGUUUCCAACUCAGGGUAUCUGCACAAGAAGGGAGGCAGUCAGUUCAGCCUCAGGAAAUGGCCACUGAGGUACAUCAUCCUCCACAAGGGCUGCCUGUACUACUUUAAGACUAGUACCUCUCCAGCACCACAGGGGGCGUUCUCGCUCAACGGCUACAACAGAGUGAUGCGAGCAGCAGAAGAGACGACGUCCAGUAACGUGUUUCCUUUCAAGAUCGUCCACUUCAGCAAGAGACACAGGACGUGGUAUUUUUCUGCCGCCAGUGAAGACGAGAGGAGGAAAUGGAUGCGAUAUCUGCGAAGAGAAAUCGAUCACUAUAACGACCGUAAAGAAGCUCAUAUUCCCAGUGACUCAGAUUCAGACGCUGACAGUUUCUAUGGAACAAUAGAGCGACCUAUGGACGUGAGACACACCGACAUCAACACGGAGGACGAUUACAUGGAGGAGGAUGAAGACGAUGAUGAUGAGGAAGACUACCUGAAGCCUGACAGCGACUGUUCACCCACGUCCUCAGGUCGACCUGCAGGGCCUCCGCCCUCCUACCCUCCUCCCCCGGUGCCGCCAACAUUCCGUCAGGACUCCAUUCCGACUUUUCUCAAAGGCCCGCCUCCUCCCAUCCCGUCGCAUCACAGGUCGCCAAACUCUGCACUCCCGACAAAACCGCUGCCCUCAUUCCCUCCCCCGUGUUUACUGAAGGAUCCUAACAAAGGCCCGCCUCCUCCUCUGCCCUUCGCUCCUCACCUGCACCAGCUUUUCUCCCUGGAACCUCCACCUCCUCCUCCACCCAACACAACCAAGAGAACUCUUCAGAGCAGAGCACCCUCCAGUGGGGAGUCUGGGACCAGCAAGAGAGAAUGGAGGCCUCUGCCACCAAUUUCAACCCAAUCCCCAGCCACUCUGCCCAUCUGUGAGCAGUUAGAGACCAGGAUGGUCCUGAACAGUCCGGCCCUCUGCUCCCUCAACGUGGGAGGAAGCCAGUCUCUAGGAAACAACCACAAACUGUCUCAUCAGCCAUCAAACGCUGCAGGAUCCAGACCUUUGACGCCAGAGUCCCGAUCCGUCAACCAGAUGUCGUCCUGUCAUCCUUCACUCGCUCCUCUCAUCAAACCUUUACUGCACAACAAAUCAGGACCUCCUAAAGCUCCUCCACCCUCAGCCAAACCCCCGCUGGCUUCAGCCAAGACCAUGCAACCACAACCCUCACUUCAAAGAUCAUCUCCAGAAGGUCAGAGCUUCCGCUCCUCAGGAGACGAGCUUCCCUCAGAGUACAGGUGGAAACGAGACUCACGCACAUGUGGAGGAGGAGAAGGAGGAGGAGACGAUUCUGACGACGACGACUACGAGAAUGUGCUGCUGCCGGACUCUGUGUUCAUCGACACCAUGGAAACAAGCUUUGUGGAAAAGUUAUUCAGAGAGCGCCCCCUACUGCCAGAGGACGGACUGUAUGGCAUCAGGAACUCUGGAACCAAAACAUCCAAGGUUCUCGUCGUGUGGGACGUCAGUAUCAGCAAAGCCAGGAACUAUCGUCUGUUUGACGACGGGGAGCGCUUGUUUCUGGACGGUGAACUGACCUUCUCUUCUCUGUCUGCUCUGAUUGAACACUAUCACAGUCAUCCUCUGCCUCACCAUGGCUCACUGUGUCUGCAGAAACCAUACACACACACACACACACACACACACACUCACUCUGAUCAGCACACACGUUGA